This is a messenger RNA of Venustampulla echinocandica, 1425 nucleotides long. RefSeq lists its product as uncharacterized. Bases 1 to 1425 code for a protein of 474 amino acids. NCBI's taxonomy places the organism in Eukaryota, Fungi, Ascomycota, Leotiomycetes, Helotiales, Pleuroascaceae. The record is from RefSeq and is a predicted model, not a curated record. The transcript has a single exon.
AUGUUGGCAGCUCGUGACCAAGAGAAUCUGGUCUACGGCCACCAAGCCGCAGCGGCUUCGAAACCGCUCAACCAGAGCAACAGAACCCUCCAGCCCAAGACACCUGGAAAUAAAUUUCCCAAGACACCCUUAAAGAUACCCUUAAACGAUGAGAAUGCGCCGACAGCUUUCGGAGGAAAGUCCGGGAAGGGAAAAGGCCUGGAGAAUCUGAUGACGGGUGGGAAACAGGGCUCGAACUUUGAUAAAAAUGGCUUCGUGACCCCUGUACUUGGUAUGGGAGCACUUCGCACUUCAUUGCAAUGUACUAAUCAUCCUCAAGGUGCCAGAACUCGAGCUCCCCUUGGAAUGAAAACCACAAAUGCGAAAGCCAAAGCUAUCCAGACUCCUGCCCCCCAUCCGCAAAAAGAGGCCGAGAAGUCGCAGCCGAAGCAAACUACCGGACGUCGACAAAAGAAAGUUAUACAUGCCGACGCAGUCAGGCUGGAAGUCCAUGGCGACGAAAGCCCAUUGGCAGAUAGGGAUGUAGAGGUAGAAUACGCGCCGCCACGACCAAAGGAUAUCCCAUAUCAGUCCGAAGACUUUCCUGAAAAUUGUCUCAAUCUGAAUCCCCUCAAGCCAGGUAACCUCAUGCGAGGUCGGUAUAGCCAUCACCAUAAUAGGCUGGAUGAGAAUGGGCUCACCAGACUCGAACGUGAAUUGGAGGAAAGCUAUAUCAAAUCAGCCAAUGAAGCCGAUGAGCGGUUUUUGAAGACGCUGGAAGAAGAGCAGUGGACUGUUGGUGAUGUACCAGAGACGUUCCGACAUUUACGCAAGAAGAAACCAGACCAGCAUAAGGCUCCAGUGAUCGAUCAGCCCAAGAGAUCCAUUCCAGUGCCGAAUAGAGCUCCUGCCACCAUUUCUUCUCGGAACGCAGCGUCGGCUCUAUCAGUCAUGCCAAAGACUAGCAUUGCGCAUCCCAGAGUUACCCAAGCAAACCCAAAGCGAACAGUCUCAUUUCUCUCCCGGCCCAAGCCUAAACCUGCACCCCUUACCACAACCAACCCUUCCAGCAUACGAAAUACCGCUGCUACAGCUGCCUCGAAAAGUACAAUAGGUUAUUCUAAAGGGCGGUCCGCUUCUGGCGCAAUGCAGAAAAAGGACGAGGUCGUCACACGGGCAGAAACUUUGCAGAAGAGGACUGGUGGAAUGAUGAGAAGCGUUAGCAACAUGAGCCAGGGAUCAGACACCACCAUCACCCCAGCUCGAUUUGUUCAGAAACAGGGAGCCGAGGAUGAGGAAUGGAAGAAGAGACUCGCCUUCCUCAGUGCAUUUGACGUCGAUGAUGAGGAUCUAGAGCCAGGGUUGAGGGGUGCGUUACCAGAGUGCUUGAGAAAGGAUGAGGACGAUGAGGAGUUUGUCUUAACUUUAGGCGAUGGUUCUGUAUAA